AUGCAUCUGCUUUAUGUGUUCCUUGCUUUACUCUCUCUCAGUGACGGUUUCGAUCCAAACUGUCCUGGCAGAUGCAGCUGCGAUUAUGUGCAGUCGGUGCAAUGCUACAGGCUAACGGAGGUGCCAUCGGCCAUUCCUCCCACCACCAAGAAGCUCUACAUCAGUCAUAGCAAAAUUCAACACCUUCAGCUAUCUAACUUGACCCGAAUGUUGGCUCUAGAAGAUUUUAUUCUUCUGGCCAGUGGAACAGAGUCAGUAGAAAAUGAUACCUUCAAAGCUCUGGGUACCUUGAAGACCUUGGAACUCUGGAAAAAUAAGCUCAGACGAGUCCCCAGUGCUCUCCCAGCCAGUCUUGAAGUGUUAAAACUAAAUGAUAAUUCCAUAUAUGUCCUGCACGGAUCUGAUUUUGAAGGACUGAAGAAAUUAAAAAUCCUUGAACUUAAAAACAAUCUGAUAUCUUCCCUGUCUGAUAUCUUCUCCUCCCUUGCCAGUCUGCAAAGUUUGAUGUUGGAUGGGAACAAUAUUGAGACGGUAGCCGGACCACUGGCUCUUCCCCAUCUGAAACAUAUGAGCAUGGAGAAUAAUAAACUGCAUCUUAUACCAGCUAUCUUCUUUACUUCUCUACAGUCUUUGCAGUUUCUCAGUUUCAGUGGUAACCUUCUGACGAGAAUUCCUAUUAACCUGCCCAAAUCCUUGGUCUCUUUAAAGAUGGAGAGAAACCAGCUCAAAGUGGUAAGGUUUCGAGAUAUGAAACACUUGGAGAACCUUUCCCAUCUUUACCUGUCAGAAAAUUCUCUCUCUUCCAUCGAAGGGGCACAGCUCCUUGCCAAUUUAACCACUCUUGAGCUGUCCCACAACCAGCUUCAAAUGCUGCCCCUCAGAUUUCCGGCAAGGCUACAGAAGCUUGAUAUUAGCAAUAAUCUCAUUCAGAGAGUUACAGUGCAAGACUUUCAGGACCUCCGAGACUUGAAACAUUUGUUUCUGGACAACAACAUUGUCAGCCUGUUCGAAGCAGGAGCCCUGCAGAGGUGUUCCCAGCUGUCUAAUCUGGCCCUGGAGCAGAAUUUGCUGUUAUCUAUACCUCUGAGGCUUCCCGGGACCUUAGCCAGGCUGGAUCUCAAAGGCAAUGCCAUCAGGGACAUUGCUGAGAGGGAGCUCAAGGAUCUGAAGCAGCUUCAGGUUCUAAACCUUAGGAACAAUAAGAUCUCGGCCUUAGACCUCAAAGCCCUGGAGGGGCUACCUCGCCUCAGGCACCUGUAUCUGGAUGGAAAUCCAUGGAAUUGCACUUGCAGUCUCCUCAGAGCGCGGGAGGUCCUGAAGGCCAAGGGGACAGAUGUGAGGGGAGGACAGUGUGCAGCACCAGCUGAAAGACAAGGGGAGAGCUGGAUGUCUUCCAAGAAGAUCAUGAGGCAAUGUGAGCAUCACUUACAUCUGACCGAGAAAAGCAAAGAGACCAAAAAGAAAUCAAAACCUGAAGAGCACUCCACCAUCAGAAUCAACGUGGAUGAUGAUUAUUAUGAUUAUGAAAUUGAUUAA
Rhinolophus ferrumequinum (greater horseshoe bat) is the source of this 1536-nucleotide messenger RNA. Its product is annotated as nephrocan-like. The record is from RefSeq and is a predicted model, not a curated record. Lineage: Eukaryota; Metazoa; Chordata; Mammalia; Chiroptera; Rhinolophidae. The transcript has 3 exons. Gene Ontology annotation, molecular function: protein binding. The coding region runs from base 1 to 1536 and encodes 511 amino acids.